Molecule: messenger RNA, 1461 nt
Organism: Knipowitschia caucasica
Lineage: Eukaryota; Metazoa; Chordata; Actinopteri; Gobiiformes; Gobiidae
Source: the annotation of a GenBank genome assembly
AUGCUGUCAGUCAUGAGAGAGUGCAUCAUUGGAGAAAUCAGGAGUGCAGACUUUGUCUCCAUUCAAGCUGAUGAAACAAUGGAUAUUUCUACUCAGUGUCAGCUUGUGCUUGUGAUUCGCUUCAUCGAUAAAGCCCAUCAUGUCCAAGAGCGUUUUUUUGAGUUUAUACCUCUUCAAAGUGCCACAGCUGAUUCCAUCGCCACUGCACUUCUUCAUAGGUUGAGCUCCAUUCUCCCUGACGACCAGAGGAGCAAGCUCAUUUCCCAAGCAUACGAUGGUGCAAGUGUCAUGAGAGGAGCAACAGGAGGUGUACAGAAGAAAGUCCAAGAUGUUUAUGUAAAUGCUCACUAUGUCCACUGCUAUGCUCAUCAACUAAACCUUAUCAUGCAGCAAGUGACUUCCCAUAUCCCAAAAGUGAGUCAUUUCUUUUCAGACCUGGCUGGAUUCUCUAGCUUUUUCUCAAGAUCUCCAAAGAGAACCAGCGUGCUUGAUAGAGUGGUAGCCCACAGACUUUCAAGAGCAAGCACAGUGAGGUGGAACUUCCACAUCCGAGCUGUGAACACUAUUUUUGAGCACAAAGAAGACCUGCUCCAGUGUUUUGGAAACAUCAGGGAUUCAGGAGAGUUGGAUCCUACCACUGUGAGAGAAGCUGGAGGGUUUGUGAGGCUGCUGGAGGAUGAUAGUUUCAGCUUCUUCCUGAAUCUGUUCCAUCUCAUCAUGCCACAUGUGGAUAUUCUCUACAGCCAGCUCCAGAAGAGGACCAUCGAUUCUGUCUUUGUUCAGGGAAUCAUGCAGAAGUUCACAGACAACAUACAAAAGAUCAGAGACUCCCUCUUCACUCUCUGUGGAGAACACAGUGGCAGUCGAUCUCAGCUGGCCAAGAAACGCCGCACCCUGGGCCCCGGUGAACUUCAGAGGGUAUCCACAGAGGUUUGUGACACCAUCUUGGUCCAUGCAAAGCAGAGAUUUGCCUUCACAAAGCAUCUGAUCAGUGCUACACUGCUGCAGGCAGACAGAUUUCAACAGUACCACAGCCAGUUCCCUGAAGCAGCACUAAACACCACUGUGGAGGCUUACCCAAUGCUGAACAAGAACAAGCUGAAAACUGAACUGUCUCUCAUCUACAGCAAUGAUGAGUUCAAGAGCUGCAGUAGUGCUGUGGCUCUCUACCAGCUUUUCAUGGAGAACAAUCUUCAGGACACCUUCUCAGAGACUGUUGCUCUGCUUAAGAUCCUCAUCACAACUCCCAUGACCACAGCUGAAUCUGAGAGGUGCUUCUCAACACUGAAGAGAAUCAAGACCUUCCUUAGGAACACAAUGUCACAGGAUCGUCUCAAUGCAUUGGCCAUGCUCUCGAUGGAGAAGAAUCUUAUUAAAACCAUCCCUGACUUCAACCAAAGAGUCAUUGAGAAAUUUGCUACUCUCAAGGACAGAAGGGCAAAAUUUAUGUACAAAAAAUAA